AUGAGGACUCUUGCAGUCUGUGGUGGAUCGGCGCUGCUCCUGCUGCUGUUACCCUGCGUGUGCAUUGAGGCCUACAGGCCGGUCAUCAUCGUGCAUGGCCUCUUUGAUGGACCCAAGCAGUUCCGAACUCUGGCUCCCUUCAUUUGCAAGACGCAUCCCGGCACGGAAGUGACGGUGGUGGACGUGUACAACUACAUGACCAGCCUCCAGCCGCUGUGGAAACAGGUGGAAGGCUUCAGGAAGGCCGUCGAGCCGAUCAUGAGAAAGGCUCCCCACGGCGUUCACCUGCUGUGCUUCUCCCAGGGGGGUCUUAUUUGUCGAGCGCUUCUCUCCAUGAUGCCCGACCACAACGUCCACACCUUCAUCGCCCUGUCAUCGCCCCUGGCAGGCCAAUAUGGAGACACAGACUACUUGCGCCGCAUAUUUCCUGACAGCGUCAAGAAAACCCUCUUCCUCGUUUGCUACAACGGCGUGGGGCAGAAAGUGUCGGUUUGCGGCUACUGGAAUGAUCCUCACCACCGGCCCAGAUACUUAAAGAGCAACAAGUUCCUGCCGCUGCUCAAUGGCGACACACCUCACAAAGAUAUGGAAGCCUGGAAGGACAACUUCCUGCGCAUCAAGAAGCUGGUGCUGAUCGGAGGACCCGACGACGGCGUCAUCACCCCGUGGCAGUCCAGCCAUUUUGGAUUCUAUGACAACAAAGAGCGCAUUGUCGAAAUGAGGAACCAGGAGUUUUACAGGAACGACACGUUCGGAUUGAAGACGCUAAGCGCCCGUGGAGACGUGUCGCUGUGCCUCCACUCCGGAGUGCAGCACAUCCGCUGGCACUCCAACUACACCGUGUUCAGCAGCUGCAUGGAGGAGUGGCUGACUUGAAAGCACCAGCACGUUCCGACACCAUCAGCGCCAACAUGGAUGCACAUAAUUUGGCACUGUAGAAAAAAAUAACAGCAUGAGUGUUCACCAGUUUUGGAUCUACUGUCAAGGUUCUUGACACCUAAGAAUAGAUGCAAUAUUUUAUUUUCUGUAUAUUUGUUCAACAAAGAAUUAUUUUUAAAUAUCUUUGUAUUUAAAAAUGCUUUUUAGAACUUUGUUGAUUUUUUCUCUUAAUAUAUGCAAAUAUUGAGUACAAAAAGUGGUUAAAAUACAUAUUUUCUUACUUGGUAUUCCAUGUAUCAUUUAAAAGAAGAGCCUAUUGUAUAACAACAUUUAUAACAUUAGCUAUUGGCAUAAUAAAUCGCAGGAUAUGUCUUCAAGGUUUGAUUAAUAUUUACUGUACAAAAAAGCAAGUAUUUGCCAAGGUUUAAUAUUUUCUUGCUUUGUUAAUAUACUCCACCAACUGCCAACGGAAGUCUUGUCGUUCUGUGUGUUUUGCUCGCCGACAAUCGAGAAGUGGCGUUCAAGAACAAAUCGAGUCUUUUAAAUGGUUCUUUUUAACUAAACGAUGAGAAUCGAUUCCUGUUUGGGAGCUGUUUUUGUUUAUUCACAUGCAGAUUCAUCGUUGGCAAUUGCCCACUGGUCUAGAAAAUGAGCGUUAAAGUAAAUUUAGCAACAUUUGGAUUAACUUUAUAUAUUUAUAUAUUAUAUUACACUGUACAAAAAUAUAUAUUUUUAUGGUUAAUUUACUCUAAAUUUCUACUGUAAUUUUUCUAUUUUUUUUAAAAUAGUUUAUAAAACUGUAGAAUUGAAGACAUUAUCUGUAAAUAAACAAUUCGCCUGUUAUUUUAAGUAAUAUGCCAGUAAUGACAAACUAUGUAUAUUUCUAUUUUUUUACAGAAAAAUACCAAAUUAAUUAUACAUAGCAUUUUCUGUUUUCUUAAAUUACUUUCAAAUUCAUGUAAAAUUACAGUAAUGAUCUUUCAUUAAAUAUGUAGCUUUUUAUAUAAAAGUCUAUGUCCAUACUAACAAUCUAACACAGGGGUGUCAAACUCAAAUACAGAGUGGGCUAAAAUUUAAAACUGAACAAAGCCGCGGGCCAAGUUUGAACAAAUUAACCUUUAAUGUACUCUACGAGCUAUAGUCACGUUCGCUUUUCAUCCAUUCUAACAUCGUUCAGACCCAGUCACAAGAUAUGUGC
Messenger RNA from Nerophis lumbriciformis (worm pipefish), 2077 nucleotides. Its product is annotated as lysosomal thioesterase PPT2-like. Gene Ontology annotation, molecular function: thiolester hydrolase activity. NCBI's taxonomy places the organism in Eukaryota, Metazoa, Chordata, Actinopteri, Syngnathiformes, Syngnathidae. Gene Ontology annotation, cellular component: lysosome. The record is from RefSeq and is a predicted model, not a curated record.